AUGGACAAUACGAACGGGAAUCAUGCCAGGUCCACGUACCUUAACUUUGUCCUUGAUAACCAGCCGGUUGCCUCGUAUUCCCACAUACCAGACCCACUUGCCGAUGGCAAUAUGAACUCAUUCCAGUACAAUGUGCUGGUCUACGCGGACGAUACGCUCGACAAUGGUGCCCACAGACUGAUGCUAGCCGUCGGUGGGAACGGCACCGAUGCGCUCAUGCUCUUCGAUUAUGCUGUGUACAGCUACGCUUCCAUCGCUGCUGCGACUCCGUCCGCGCCCUCUACCGCAGGAUCUAGUGUCAUCACAAGAUCGUCGAACAAUCUCGCAAUCAUCAUCGGCAGCGUACUAGACGGUUUCCUCCUGCUGUGUGUCGUCGUUAUGGCCUUUCGCGUCUGGCGCCGGACGAGAAGCCUCAACCGUAACGGGCUCAGCAUGUCGGAAAGACUCGGAGUCGGACCUUGA
Molecule: messenger RNA, 462 nt
Organism: Gloeophyllum trabeum ATCC 11539
Lineage: Eukaryota; Fungi; Basidiomycota; Agaricomycetes; Gloeophyllales; Gloeophyllaceae
Exons: 2
Coding region: 1-462 (153 amino acids)
Source: RefSeq, a predicted model, not a curated record